Molecule: messenger RNA, 2209 nt
Organism: Balaenoptera acutorostrata (minke whale)
Lineage: Eukaryota; Metazoa; Chordata; Mammalia; Artiodactyla; Balaenopteridae
Product: anthrax toxin receptor 1-like
Exons: 11
Coding region: 80-781 (233 amino acids)
Source: RefSeq, a predicted model, not a curated record
GACAGUGGAGGGAGAGAACAGUGAGGGAGGUGUGAAAGGCUGAAAAGAGGUACAAUAAUUUCUUUGAGAUGGGCAGGGCAUGGCGAGGUGGGCAAGGAGAGAAAAGGGCCCUAACCUGCGGAUGUCCUUCAUCACCUACUCCACACUGGGUCACACCCUCAUGAAGCUCACCUCAGACAGGAAUGAAAUUCGUGACGGUCUUAGCAGACUUCAGAAUAUAGUACCUAGUGGAGCCACACACAUGCAGGAAGGAUUUAAAAAGGCAAAUGAGCAGAUUGAAAGAGUUUACUCCAAAAACAGCAGUGCUUCCAGCCUGAUUAUCACUCUGACCACUGGACCACUGCUACCAACGACAUUACGGGAAACUAAGAGUGAAGCUGACAAAGCUCGGGAUAUGGGGGCCAAAGUUUACUGCCUGGGUGUAAAAGAUUAUAAGAAAGACCAGCUGCAUGAUAUUGUAGAAAGAAAAGACCAAAUGUAUGGGAUAGACGAAUUCAAGUCCCUGGAAAAGCUUGUUACCUCGCUGGUGGAAAAUUCCUGUAUGGAAGUGAUGGCUGGGGACACUUACUUUCUCUGUUUAGGAGGGCUACCUCACCUCCAAACCCUUCAUUGUGCAUAUCUUUACCUGGGAAAACUGGAUACUUUUUAUGACUUUGUCCAGCACUGCAGCCAGGUGCCAUUGAUGUGGUGUCCGCCCAGGGACACGGGGAGGUGUGUCAACUUCGCCUUAAUGUAUCCCCACUAUGCACAAACGCUCUGCAGACCAAAGAUGUGCCUUUGACCCAGCCAGGAGUGCCUCCCCCUCGAUAGCUGUUGCUCGCAUUGUCAGCAUCCCCCACCCAUAUGCCGCUGAUCCUCCCCCUGCCUGGAGUGCUGCAGAAGUGCUUUGUCACUCCCACCCCCAUAGCCCAACAUCUAAAGCACCAAAAACCCAACAUUGUUAAGAGUACUUUGUGUACUGAAUUGGACAUAUAUAUUGUGUUUUGGUUUACAGUCAAAAGGAGUUAGAAUUUAUUGCUGAUCAGCAAGAUAGUUUACUUGGUGAGUACUGCUCCACUGUAUGAGAAGUAUCUAUACUGGUCUUGCCAAGACAAAGCACCCUGGUGUCCUCUGGAUAUAGACAUGAUGAGUCCCAUUCCCCAUAGUUGGCUCUUCAUCUGUUACCAAGGGCUGGGAUGCAUGUGGUUUUAGUCAAAUUCUGCUCUUUAAAAAUAGCCCAAAAUAUCUUUGAAAUAUGAAUACAAUCCUGCCUCCACCACUCACUGGCUGCAAAUUAAUCUCUUUGCCAAGUUACUUAAUCUCCUUGCGCUUCAAAUUCUUCAUUGAAAAGGUGGGGAUAAUCAUGUCUCCUCUACAGGGUGCCAUGAGGGAGACAGUAACUGCUGCAAUGUAUUCAGCAAAGGGCCAGGUCCCUGGUAAAGACUCAGGUGCUCAACAGUUAAUGUCUUCCCUUUGUGCCCUGAGAGAGGAGAGGAUGAUGACUCAGAGAUAUAAGAAGUGUCUUGUGAAGUCAGGGGAGUCAGAGAGGAGAAGAUGAUGACUCAGAGAUAUAAGAAGUGUCUUGUGAAGUCAGGGGAGUCAGAGGGGAGUACAUGACUGGUUUUUUCAGCUCCAGACACCAAGAUGUGGGGUUGACACACAUAAUCAUUCUCUGAGGAGGCUGCUGACCACACAUGGGUUCACAUUCCAGGCCCAUCACCCAUACAGCCUCCCAGAUAUGCCAUUGGAAAAGGUCUUGGCACCUACUAACUCCUGCAGAAAUGUCAGUUCCCUUCCCAUACCCUUAAUAUUUCUCAUAAUAUAAAGGAAACCCAUGGUUCCCACAUUCCCAAUUGUUCAAAUCUACUCCUCUGCUGAUAGAGCCAGACCUCACAAUCUUUCAGGUCCAUUUCCCUCUAGACUUUGAAUACCCAAUCAAGUUUUCCUUUGACACUAAUGUGCUUGAGGACUAUCCAUAGGCAAGACUCCAUUGUGAAAAUCCCAGAACAUAAGGUGAGGCUGAAGCAUCAAUCUGAAUCACAGAGUCUGAGCAGGUAAGAGGAGAUUGCUAACUCAAAUAUGCACAUACCAACAGAACAAAUCAGGGAUCAUGGAGAUCAGGUAAACAUGACAUGACACAAGGAAAUGAAUAACGCUCUCAUAACUGACCCUAAAGAAAUAGGGAUCUAUGAACUGUCUGAUAAUCCCACAGCUAACAUCAUACUCAAUA